AUGGUACACCUACCAGGCGGCGCCAUGAAGGCAUUCACGCAGCUGUACUCCAUCGUGUGGAAAGACGUGUACGUUCAGACGAUCAAGCGCCACUACCUCACCACCAUCUUCGAGGUGGGCAUGAUCAUACUCGCGUUCCUGGGUGUGGAGAACGACCGUCCACUGCCUGCGCCGCCGGCCUUGUGUGCCAAGCCGCCCUGCCUGAGACUCCGUGCACCCCGUGACUACGCCGAACGCAACGAGAGCGACUUCAGAACGCCACAGCUGAUCCUCUACGCUCCGCGAGCACCCAACAAAGAGCUGGUCGAGACCGCCUUUCCCGCAGGCGGCCGGGUCAAAACGCACGGCUAUGACACUGAGCGGGAGCUUCUGCGUGUAUUCUACCGUGUCAGCCCGAUACCACAGCGGGGACCAGAGCAGCGCAUCAUCGCGCUGGUCUUCGGCAACACCAACGACACGCGGAAGAACGACCUCGAGUUCACCAUUCGCUUUUUCGACGACCCCGACUACAUCACGCGGCGCAUCAAGGUGUUCGCUCUGUUCGGCGCGCUGCCUGACCCGGUGACACAGCGCGAGAGCGUGGCCUACUGCCAGAUCGCCCUCGUGCGCGCGAAGACCCAACUGAUCCGGCAGGCCACCGUUGGGAAGAAGGCCGCUGCUCGGCGCGAGUACACAAUGACUACGAGACGCUUCAGCGAGGGCCCUCUGCCGGAGGACUCGACGAGCAUGCUGUGGAUCAUGGCGGUGCGCAUCGGCAUCGGCUUCUUGGUCACCUUCUGCACGCUCGUCGGCCGGCUCGUCGAGGAAACCCAGAGUGGAAUGCGCGAGAAGCUGCGGCUCUCCGGGCUGCUCGACACCAUUUACUGGCAGGGACACCUUAUGGCCGCCAUGUUCAAGGGCCUCGUCAGCAUCGCCUGCAUCAUGGGCUACAUGACGACCGUCGCGGCGGACAAGAACGGGCGGGUGGACACUUUUCUCGAGGGCACCGACAAGACGGUGACCUUCGUGUCGCUGGUGCUGUACAACUUUCAGUACGCCACCACGGCCAUGGUGAUGUCGCUGUUCUUCACCAACAACACGGCGGCCAUCUUAUUCGCCAUGUGCUACUGGAUUACGGCGUACGCCGCGCCCUGGCUGGCGCUGGAAGACUUUGACGGUCUAUCCGCGCACUACAUUAUGCUCUCUCGCACAACCAAGCUCGCGAGUUCGCUCCUGCCGUGCAUGGCGCUGCACUGGUGCUUCCGCAUUAUUGGAUGCGCCGACGUAGUCGGUGAACGGUACAGACUGUCAUCCGUCCACGAGUACGUGCUCCAGCUGGACAAUGUGACUAUGCUGGACAUUUGGACGGUUAUGCUCGCGUACAGCGCAUUUAAUUGCCUCGCUAUCUGGUACCUCGGCAACGUGCUGUCAUGGGCCCGUGGUACGCCGUUGCGUCUCUGGUUCCCCAUCUCCCCAUCAUACUGGCUUCCCAGUCGCCAGGGCGCCUUCCAGAAAAUAGCCCCGGUCACUCCGGAUGGCUUGCACUUCGAGCCCUACCCAUUAGACAAGCAAGAGAUGGUAUUUGUCAACAGGCUAGAAUACGAGCAACAGCACACUAACGUGCUCCACGACACCAGCUUCAAGGCGUACUUCAACGAGGUGCUUGUGGUGGUAGGCCCCAGCGGAUCGGGCAAAUCUUCGCUUGUGAGGAUCGUCACCGGCAUGCAAAAGCCCAGCGGCGGCCAAGUCAUCGUCGGGGGCUUCGACGUGGCCAGCCAAACCGCGAGUGCACGCGCCCGCAUGGGCGUCGUGCUCCAGAGUUCUGUGCUCUUCGACGACAUGACGGCUUUCGAGCACCUGCUGUUUUUUGGCGGUCUCGCAGGUAUGAUCGGUCAGCCGCUGGUUCGACGAGCCACGCAAGUUGCAGACAUGCUGCAACUGACCGAGCGCUCCUCCGAGCUCACAGUCAACCUGGACCGAACGUCCAAGAGGCGACUCGACCUGGCCAUUGCCAUACUUUCGAAACCGAGGGUGCUCAUACUUGACGAGCCCGUGUACGGCAUGAACAUACCUUCCCGCUACAAAGUGUGGGAAGUGUUGAAGAACGUCAAGCAUACUACGUGCAUCGUGAUGACGUCAUCGGAUGUCGACGACGUAGACAUGCUGGGCGACCGAGUCGCCAUGCUGGGCCAUGGCGGGUUGAAGUGCUUCGGCACGCCCGCUUUUCUGCGCUGGCGUUAUGGCUGCGGCUACAACUUGCACGUCAUCAAGGCGCCCAACUUUCAGACCAGCCGUCUCGUCCUCGCCCUCAAGGAGGCGUCCAAGGACGCCCGCCUGAUUCAGGAUCACAGGCGUUCUGCGAUCAUAAAUCUGGGCGAAGAGGGAGCCUACGCCCCUGUGUCGGAGGCACUGCGGAUCGUCGAGAACCGGAGGGCCGAAUACGCCGUCGAGUCGUUCAAGGUGUGCGUCAUAACCAUCGCGGACGUCUUCCUGCGGGUCAUCAUGGAGGUGGACUUCGGCAGCCUCGAGAGCAAGCGGCGCGCAGCCGCGUUGAACCGGAACCGCGGAGGCGCCAACAAGCAGCAGCACAUGUCCUCUGCGGGCACGCAGAUGGAGCACAGCGAGGGCGACAUGGUGAUGGCCACUGCGGACGUCGGAGGCAUCACGCAGCAGCAGUCGGAGGCGUACGAGUCGUCGGUGCAGAUCGAGCAGCACGUGCACGCGCUGUACGACAUGGCGGCGGGUGAGCCCCGGACCACCCAGAUCUUCUUCGCCAUGUUGUUCAAGAGGCAGCACUACAUGCGCCAGACGCUGUCCACGCCACUCGCCUGCUGGCUCCUGCCUUCGUUCAUAAUGUUCCUCGUGUGCCGUUUCGAGGCCAGCACGCAAGAACCGCAGUACCUGCACUUCGCGGCCGACCGUCUCGUGUACGACCUCGGGCAGCUGCAGCCGCGCACGGACGUGCUACUUGCACGGGACAGCGCAUCCUCCAAGCUGGCCGACUCCAUCUACCUGCCGAACGUCCACUCCAAGUCGCUCACCGUUAGCACAGUGGUCAGCAUGAACGAGUACAUGGCAAAGCUCAAGCAGGACAGGUCGGCCCCUAAGGGCGCCUUCGCAGGAGCUCAAUUCGUGGCCGAAGAUGGGCGCGGCGGCGCCACCGGUGCGAGUGGUCGGGCGGUCGCCUGGUACCAGGGCGACACCUACCACACGCAGUCUGCAUCGGCGAACCUCGUGGGCACGGCGCUGCUGCGAUGGGCGUCCGACGACCCCGAGGCCUCGAUGCUGUCCAUGUUGCAGCCGAUGCGGCGCCAGAAUCAGAGCAUCUACUCGCGAACUCUUCGCCGCUACCACGUUGCCGAAGAGCUGCAGCUGGUGCUGUCGCAGCGCCUCAUGCGUUUCGUGCUGCUGCCGGCAGCCAUGUCGGUGACGGCGGCCAGCUUCGUGCUGUUCGCCAUCGAAGACCGCGUGAGCAAGUCCAAGGCGAUGCAGCUCACGUCUGGCGUGCCCCCUCUGGUGUACUGGAUGGGCAACUACGUCUGGGACAUGCUAAUGUCCCUCGUCUCACUCGUCUUCAUGUUCUUACCGAUCACGUUCUGCUUCCCGCAGUUCGCCAGCAUUGCGCUAGCGGCGGUAUGCAUCUUCAUGGCCUACGUGCACAGCAUCCUGGCGUUCGUCUACUGGUUCUCCUUCUUCAUGGAUUCCAGGCUGGCCGGAUUCAUCCUCGUAAACGUCGUCACGUCUCUAACCGGCACGGUGUCCGGCCUUGCCUACCAGCUGUCUCUCAUAGGAUCGGAGCAGGGCUCAGAGCUGUUCACAAUGAACCCGCCACGGGACGCGCUUCUCUGGGAGCUGUACUUGCUGCCUCCUUUUUCCUCCACUUGGGCUCUCAUCAAGACUUUAGAGAAGACAUCCGAGGAGAGAUACUGCACCGGCGACACCAUCGACGUGCGCGACGUGUGCGCCUACGUGCACAACAGCCUGGACGAUGGCGCGGUGCUGCUUCCGAACCUGCGCUACUGCUGUGCCAGCUUCUACGCCUCCAACAUGACCAGCGUCCACUUGCUGCCGUCCUUUUCGUUCCACAGAGAUGGUAUCCUAGCUGAGCUGCUGGUGAUGCUAGCCGAAGGAUGUGUCCUGCUCCUGCUGCUAGCGCUGUACGAGAACACCCACUUUCGCUACUGGGAACCCGGCCGGGUAGGUGACGCCAUGGCACCUGGAAGCCAAACGCCAUUCAAGGAUGUGCCUGCGGACGUGGCAUCUGAAGCAAGGCGCGUCAACAAGGCCCUCGCAAUGCACGACCUGAACAAGCCGGCGCUGCUGGUACUUGACCUGAACAAGCAAGUCCGGUCUAUUGCCGUGCUACGCGGCCUCACCUUCCACAUUGAACCUGGCGAAGUUUUCGCGGUUGUCGGCCUGCGCGGGUGCGGAAAGUCUACGUUGCUCGAUGUGCUCUCGGGCAGCACGCUACCCACAUCGGGAACGGCCCUCAUCGGGGACGUUCAACUGCAAAAUCUGGUCCAGUGGGAGCGACGUAUCGGCGUCUGCCCCGCGCACGACAGCGUGCUCGGCUGCCUAACUGUGCACCAGACGCUGCAGCUGUAUGCAAACAUCAGGGGCAUCCGGCCGCAGGACGUCGACCGCCUCCUAGAGCACCUUGUCCUUCUGCUAAACCUCACGCACUCCGCUGACCAGAGAGCCGAGUCUUGCAGCGCCGUGACGCGCCGCAAGUUGGCCGUGGCCAUCGCCAUCAUCGGGCUGCCCCCCGUGGUGCUGAUGGACGACCCAGCCACGGGGCUUGACCUGAUGUCCAAGCGCAAGAUCUACCGCACAGUGGCCCUGCUGCGUGUCCUGGUGAAGUCGGCCGUCCUGGUCGUGACGCACAGCAUGAGCGACGCCGUCGUCAUGUCAGACCGCAUGGCCAUCAUGCUAGAAGGCCGCUUCAAGUGCCUGGGCACCGCAAACGAGCUGCAGGCGCGCCUCUGCACCGGCACCGUGCUCCUGGUCAAGAUGGCACUGGACAGCUCUAAGGACGUCGAAGCACUCACCCUGGUGCACACACUCGUGCUGCAGGUCUUCAGCGACGCCAAGUACAAUGGCUGGGUUGGCCGUUCGCUGGAGUACACGAUGACUCCCACGGCGCCCUGGAGUCAGCUGGUGCUCAGGGUUCGCGAUCUGCACUCGCAGGUGGUUAAUGACGUCACCGACGUCAUCCUCACCGACGUGACGCUCGAGUACGGGCUCCUCAAGAUGGUCAACGCCGUGACGCGCCGCAAGUUGGCCGUGGCCAUCGCCAUCAUCGGGCUGCCCCCCGUGGUGCUUAUGGACGACCCAGCCACGGGGCUUGACCUGAUGUCCAAGCGCAAGAUCUACCGCACAGUGGCCCUGCUGCGUGUCCUGGUGAAGUCGGCCGUCCUGGUCGUGACGCACAGCGUGAGCGACGCCGUCGUCAUGUCAGACCGCAUGGCCAUCAUGCUAGAAGGCCGCUUCAAGUGCCUGGGCACCGCAAACGAGCUGCAGGCACGCCUCUGCACCGGCACCGUGCUCCUCGUCAAGAUGGCACUGGACAGCUCGAAGGACGUCGAGGCACUCACCCUGGUGCACACACUCGUGCUGCAGGUCUUCAGCGACGCCAAGUACAAUGGCUGGGUUGGCCGUUCGCUGGAGUACACGAUGACUCCCACGGCGCCCUGGAGUCAGCUGGUGCUCAGGGUUCGGGAUCUGCACUCGCAGGUGGUUAAUGACGUCACCGACGUCAUCCUCACCGACGUGACGCUCGAGUACGGGCUCCUCAAGAUGGUCAAAUUCGUUUUUUGUCUUUCCGUUUCACUGUUUACUGUGUUUACUGUGUUCUCUUCCUUGCCACCAUCCAACUGCAGGCUCUUUGAGCUGGGCGUGCACAGCACGCUCGCCGAAAUCAUUGACGCUCAGAGGACAGCGCAGCUCGAGAGACUGUCGGGCACCAAGACCAGAAGAACCAUCCUCGACUCCCUCGAGAUUCGUUGCCACGGGAUGCGGCGACUGAAGGACGCGCUAUUGCCAGCGGUCGAGAAUGCUAUACUCACAGAGAAUAUGCCCAGAAACAUGCACCCAGUGCACGAUGUCGAUACCACGGCAGCCGAGAAGGUGCCGAGAAAUAUGUCGAUACCACGGCAGCCAAGAAAUACCACGGCAGCCGAGAAGGUGUCCCUUUUGUCGACGCUGCUAAAUACCCCCGGCCCGACCGAGGACAACAGCAGCACGAACGAGAGCAACAACAGCGCCAAUCGACACCUGCCUUCUCCAUGGCGGUGGUCGACACGAGGAAAAGAACUCUGGUAA
Messenger RNA from Rhipicephalus microplus (southern cattle tick), 6300 nucleotides. Its product is annotated as phospholipid-transporting ATPase ABCA3. Gene Ontology annotation, biological process: transmembrane transport; lipid transport. The record is from RefSeq and is a predicted model, not a curated record. NCBI's taxonomy places the organism in Eukaryota, Metazoa, Arthropoda, Arachnida, Ixodida, Ixodidae. Gene Ontology annotation, cellular component: intracellular membrane-bounded organelle; membrane. Gene Ontology annotation, molecular function: ATP hydrolysis activity; ABC-type transporter activity; ATP binding.